UGGAUCAAAGGUGAAGGUUGUGAUCAUCAACGAGAAGGACGUAGAGGAUGUCAAAGAAGAACUUCCGUUGUCACUCAAGCCUCUCCCGCGUACCAUGCAGAUACACCAGAUUCUUGUGAUCAGUCCAGGGUCCUUAAGACACCGCCCGGUAUCCUGCUUUUGUGGGAAGCCAGACUUCUGUGAUUGUUUUGCACCAGAGACAGCGUCAUUCUCCGUUCAGACCGAGGAUGAUUCUGAACCGGAAGGCGCCCCACACAUUGCAGCACCUGAACAGGAGUCGGGCAAGUUACAAAAGGUUCAAGAUGUGAACGAGAGUUUAGUUUCGCGCUACUGUGUGGUUAAGUACGAUGGCAAUGCUUUUCCAGGCAUCGUUCUGGCAGUCGAUGAUGAUGAGCUGGAAGUGAAAGUCAUGCACAGGGUCGGCCGAAACAGAUUUUUCUGGCCAAGUUUAGAAGACACUUUGUGGUAUGCUAAAAAGGAUAUCAUCACACUUUUGGUUGACCCACCAAAACCAGUCACGUCCAGGCACGUACAAGUUGAUCCGACUAUUUGGAUCGAGAUUGAAAAAGAGGAGGAAUGACUUAAUAAUGAACCCCACGUUAAUGAACGUUCAAAGUGGACACAAUGAACUUCCAAGUUGA
Messenger RNA from Pecten maximus, 641 nucleotides. RefSeq lists its product as uncharacterized. Bases 95 to 580 code for a protein of 161 amino acids. NCBI's taxonomy places the organism in Eukaryota, Metazoa, Mollusca, Bivalvia, Pectinida, Pectinidae. The transcript has 3 exons. The record is from RefSeq and is a predicted model, not a curated record.